Messenger RNA from Pecten maximus, 962 nucleotides. RefSeq names its product complement C1q and tumor necrosis factor-related protein 9-like. The coding region runs from base 187 to 852 and encodes 221 amino acids. NCBI's taxonomy places the organism in Eukaryota, Metazoa, Mollusca, Bivalvia, Pectinida, Pectinidae. The transcript has 3 exons. The record is from RefSeq and is a predicted model, not a curated record.
GCGGUCGGUGCCCAUGGCCCUAAGAAACAGAUGCGUGGUUUCGGUGCGCCAUAUGACGGGUUCGGGUUUGUUGUCUAUCUAUAUAAAGGUGAAGACUGUCAUUGUAAAACUGCUCAGUACCGACUUCUCCAGGCCAGCGCAUCUAGUGGAAGUGCUCCCCUCAUCCUGUUUAUACACGGAUUCUAAAUGGCUACCGGUCCAACCGGUCCCACUGGUUCGACUGGGCCUACUGGCCCAACCGGACCUACAGGUCCCACAGGAUCUACUGGGCCUACUGGUCCUACUGGGCUAACUGGGCCUACCGGUCCUACUGGGCCAACUGGACCAACUGGACCUACUGGUCUUACUGGGUCAACUGGACCAACUGGGCUAACAGGAGCAACUGGUCCUACCGGGGCAACUGGAGCCACAGGACCAUCUGGGGCGACAGGGGCUACCGGUGUCACAGGCGUCACAGGAUCUACAGGGCUACAGGGGCCAGCCGGGGAUGAUGCGGAGAUAUUUGACGGUGAUAUACUGCCCUUGAUAGGUCUCGUGCUUGGUGGAUUACUACUUUACUCAUUCUUUCAGGGAGGCGGCAGUCAAAUAGCAAGUCACGCACCAAUCCUCAAUGGUGGUAUCCAGGAAAUAGGAGUUGCCCCGCAAAUAAGUAACUCUUAUUCCUACGCACCCUACAAUGUUGGAUACAAAUAUGGUAUUCCAACAACUAGCUACAACUACGGGCUGUCGAACACUGGCUACAACUACGGGCUGUCGAACACUGGCUACAAUUAUGGACUGACGAACACCGGCUACAACUAUGGACUUGUGAACCCGAGCUACACACACGAAACGACCACAUAUGUUGGUUGACUUGACCGACCAGCUAAAGAAAUAACAUUGGACUGGCCAGUACAGUGCUUUAUCAAAAUGUCUCGCUAAUAAAGACCUGACAUAACAAAAAGAUCAAUAAAGUACUGAAA